Molecule: messenger RNA, 651 nt
Organism: Puccinia graminis f. sp. tritici CRL 75-36-700-3
Lineage: Eukaryota; Fungi; Basidiomycota; Pucciniomycetes; Pucciniales; Pucciniaceae
Exons: 1
Coding region: 1-651 (216 amino acids)
Source: RefSeq, a predicted model, not a curated record
AUGUCCGUUGUUGAUGUUGAUUCCUCAGACUCCGAAAGCGGUGACCAAUCGCCUUUGCCAGCACCUUCAGAUCACGCAAUGUUACACAAUCUCAAGCUAGCGAUCACUGGCAGGGCUUUCAGUUCCUGGACACCGUUCAUCAAACUGGCUGAGGACAAUGGGGCUACCAUUUUGACUGAAUUCAAAAUUUAUUGCUUGCAUCUGAUAUUUUUGUCCUUAGUACCUCCCAAUGAAACCGACCCUGCAACAUUUCAAAUUGAGAAGGUUCAAGCCGCCUGGAAAGCCAAGAAUAUCAAAGUUGUUUGGCAAGAGUGGUUGGAAGGCUUAUGGGUUCUUCACCCUGGAUUGGCCAUUUUGACACGGCCGCCUCAAACAGUCCCGGGCCUCCGCGCUCCUUGGCUAGCAAGACUCCGCAAAGCUCACCCACCCCGCUGUCCCGAGCCUACGUCUCCAAGGAGGGCCAGUCCAACCGGUCCCCUUCUCAGAUUUGUCUCCAGGCAGCCAGCAGGCUCCGGAAUAUUGAACACCCAUCGGCCCCUGCUCAACGCCUUCUUGAACGGCUCCCAACGCGGGAUUGGCAAGAUCACCUCCGGUAAGGAUGAGAUGAUGGCCAAAGAGCUUGGAAGGUGUCACAUCAAGCAGAUGAAUUGA